GAUUAAACCAAGAUUAACUAAAAUACGUUUUUUUAAUCGCUUGACAUCCCUAAUUAUUAUAAAUACUUUUAUUUACUGUAUUUAUUACAGCAGUAUUGUACCAUAAGACAGGGAAAAGGGGUCAACUGGACAUAUUCACUUACAAAAAAAAAGAGACCGCUCUGUUCUGUAUAUUAAAUGUGUUGCUCUUUCAAAAUGAAAUAGGCAACUUCAAUUUCUGAAAUCGAUGAAGGAAAUUCUUUCCUACUCCUUCAGUGCUACACGCCUGUUUGUUUAAGACAAAGACUGCAGCUGAACUGCUGACGUCAUGAAGACAAUCAUCUGUAGUGCAAGAACAGUAAACCAGCGUCUGAAACUGGGAGAGCUGUGUGGACUGCAGCAAGCUCAGCAGCAGAACUGUGGGAUCAGAGUAGGAUCAGCUCAGAAGUGAGGAAGAUCAACCAGCAUCAUUAAUAAGAGAAAUAGGGGCCAGUUUGAAUUGUCUAAAGACCACCAUCUUGUUAAAUCUGUAUUAAUCCAUCUGGUGUGUGUCCCACCCCAAGGACCCAUCACCUCUCCCACCCGUGUAUCCCUCCACCUCAGUCUUCCCGAAUCUACUUUCCCCCUGUCGGUGCUAUGACUUCAGAAGAGCGCGAUGUAGUCGGCAAAACCAACACGAGCUGCUCCGCGCCGGAGGGCCCCGGCUGUGAUUCCUCGGAGCUCGAUUGCACAGUGUGCUUCUGCCCCUUCGACAAUGUCUUCAAGGUCCCCAAAGUCCUGAGCUGCCACCACACCUUUUGCCUGGAGUGCUUGGCCCGCAUGAACGUGUCCUCCGAGAAAAACAAGACCCUGGUUUGCCCGUUAUGCCGUGAGGAAACCCAGUUGGAGACAGGGAAGGGGCUGCCAGACCUGCCCAACAACCUGGAGCUGAUCGGCAAGCUGGCCCCGGAGAUGCAGGGCGCCGUCUCGGUGAGGUUUAACAGAAGCAAAGGCCGCCUGUGGGUUAAAAAGAAGAUGGACCCCGCCUCCCUGAUCAAGCCCAGCAAGGUGGACAGCGUCAGCCUCUCUUUGGAUGUCGGCCGCCCCCCUUCCAGGGUCAGGACUGGGGCCUCCAGGCUGCUCCGCUCCACCCGGUGCUUCUACCCGGUGCUUGUCGUGGCAGUGGUGACCGUGGCUCUGGUCCUGUCUGGGAUUCUUAUAUUCUUGGUGAUUCCCAGUUUCAUGCACCGCCAAGAUCAAACUGUCAUACACUAUUAUAAUAUAUCCAUCACACCCCCACCGCCAAACAGCACUCAGAUUUAAUAGAAGGGAUCGCCGGAGUGUUUAAGGAGGCACUAGCUGAUGGAAUGGUUCAUUCCUCUUGUCGUGCAUUUCCAUUCAUUGUCUCUCAUGUGCAGUUUGGCAAGAAGUGUUUAAAUGACUGUUUUCUGUAUUGAAGAGCAGACUUGCUAUAGAGUUUCCCUUGCUGGAAUUAGAGACUGGGAAUUGGAGAGUGAUCUCUUAUCCCCCCGUAGGAUUUUGAAAAGCGCCUUGGAGCCUCGCUGCUUGUCAAGUCCACUCUGCUCACUGUCUUUGUAAAUAGCAGGGGUGAUGUGGCUUGUAUUCUUUCAAGAUGUCCUUUAAUAUACUGUAAUGUACAGAGUUUUAUUAAAAUGUAACUGUUCUUUG
Messenger RNA from Acipenser ruthenus (sterlet), 1647 nucleotides. RefSeq names its product RING finger protein 225-like. The record is from RefSeq and is a predicted model, not a curated record. The transcript is spliced from 2 exons. Bases 616 to 1281 code for a protein of 221 amino acids. Gene Ontology annotation, molecular function: ubiquitin protein ligase activity. Lineage: Eukaryota; Metazoa; Chordata; Actinopteri; Acipenseriformes; Acipenseridae. Gene Ontology annotation, biological process: protein ubiquitination.